Molecule: messenger RNA, 3111 nt
Organism: Thermothielavioides terrestris NRRL 8126
Lineage: Eukaryota; Fungi; Ascomycota; Sordariomycetes; Sordariales; Chaetomiaceae
Exons: 6
Coding region: 329-3028 (899 amino acids)
Biological process (GO): DNA-templated transcription
Molecular function (GO): DNA binding; zinc ion binding
Source: RefSeq, a predicted model, not a curated record
AGGUUUGCUCCAAAGCCUUUGCCAGGGCCGAUCUGCUCAAGCGCCACCGCGCCAACCACAUGGAUGGCAAUGGCCCCAAGCGCAGACGGUUCGACUCGGUUCCCUCUGCCGGCCGCGUUGCUCGUGCCUGCCAGGCCUGUGCGAAAGCCCGGGUGAAGUGCGAAGAGAGUAAACCGCAAGUGUCUCCCGCCCUCUGCUGGAGUCGUGCUUGUGCUUGUGCUCGUGCUCCUGCUCGUCCUUGCUGACCCCCCUCGCCCCGCUCAGGUGCUCACGCUGCAGGAACCGGGGACUGGCCUGCGAGGUUGCUCCCUUGUCCGAAGACGCAGCCAUGCAUCUUGGCCACCACUCGGCGAGCCGCAUGGGAUGUCACGAAUCCACGCCCGACUCCUGCUACUCCUCCUCAUCCGCCGGGGGAGAUCCGCAAUACCCUCCCUCCGCAGGUCCGGUUCCGGCUUCGUUUGCUUACCCUAUCAGCCCCGAAGAAAGCAAGGAAGGCAUCGCAACUCCAGAUCACCUUCCGUACCGCGAGGACACCCAGGUGCCGACUCCGGCCAACUUCCAGCCGUAUCCGGGAAACGACGAAGCAUAUGCCCCAGGGACCCAUGCAAGACCCCCGCCCUCCGAUGUCCUGCGCGAUGUCUUGUACGACCAGUCCAUGGCACAUCCCUCCAGACUCCCAGAAGCCUCAGGACUAGCCGCGCUGGGCUUUUAUGACGACGCAAACCUGGAUUUUGACGCCUUUGACUUUGACAUUUUGGACCACUGGAACCUCGACGCGCCCCAAAGCGAGGCAGACCAGACCGCCGCCAACGCACAGGACCCCGCCGGCGUGGCGGCGAUGCGCUCGGCACUGGUCAAGAUCUGGACCGAGUCCCCGUGGCGGUGGUCGCCUCAGAAGACGGACAACUGCUAUAACGAGCAACCUAACCUGCCCCUCCCCUCCAGCGAUGCCCACCGUGUCCAGCUCCACAGCAACCGCCCCGCGGUUGACCGUGUGGUCAAGGACAAGCUCCUUGGCUCGUGCCGGGACAAAAUACUGGCCAUCGUCUUGAGCACCUGCCGGGAGAAGCUCAUGGAGAACCGGGUAGCCGCCUCCUUCCCGUCGGCCGAUACGAUGGAUUCGUGGAUCAACCUCUUCCUGGCCGCCCAUCAUUGCCAGGUCUCGUCGUGGAUCCAUUACGGCUCGCUCUCGCUGAACAGCCAGUGUCCGGAAUGGCUCGCCAUGGCCGCCGCCGCCGGCGCAGUUCUGACGCCGGUCCCUGCCUUUCGCAAGUUCGGUCUCGCGUUGCAGGAGGCAGUCCGCGUUGCCAUCCCCGAGAGAUUCGAGACGAACAACGAAAACAUCGCCGAACUCGACAAAGUCCAAGCCCUGGUACUGGUGCAGGAUAUCGGGCUCUGGAGCGGCAAUCGCCGGAAAAUGGAGAUAGCCGAGUGCCACUUGUCGAUACCUAUAGCGAUGAUGCGGUAUAGGGGCAAAUUUGGGAGAUCGGCCUAUCCAGACAUCGUCAUCUACCCAUCAGACGAGGGUAGUGUUCUGGAGGAGAAGUGGAAGAAGUGGUAUCAACUAGAGUCCUGGAAGAGGCUCGUUUUCCAUGCGUAUCUGAGGGACGCCCAGGUGUCCAUGACGCAGUUCAACAACCCGUCUAUGUCGUACGCGGAACUCACAUUACCCUUGCCGUGCUCAAAGGAGCUCUGGUUCGCGAGAAGCGCCGAGGAGUUCAAGAUCCGCUACCUCGAAUCCGCCGCCGGCGACGCCAAGUGCCCGAUUCCGUCCCUCGGGGACCUCCUCCGCGACAUCAACGCCCUCUCAGCAAACCAGCACCGCCUCGACGUUCAAUUCGCCAUCUCCAUCUACCUCCACGGCUUCUGGUCCCUGAUCUGGGAAUACCGCCAGCUCUCCUCCAUCUACCGCCCCUCCUUCACUACCACCACCACCACCCCCACGGCAUCUACCAACACCAACAACCAGCACAACACAACGACCCUCCUCCUCGACUCCCGCCGCGCCGACCUCCAAAACCAGCUCAAAACCUUCCAGCUCGCCACCCGCGAGCCGUCGAUGACGACGACGAUGCUCUCCGCACAGGAGAGCAUGCUCCUGCACCUGCUGCUCCUGAACCUCCACCUCGCCCUGCCCGACCUGCAGCUCCUCUUCUCAGGCAAGGAGGCCGCAGCCGCAGCCGCCGCAGCCGCAGCCGACGGCGCCGACGAGCAUCAGCACGCCCGCCGAGCCUAUUUCGUGCAACCACAGCAACAGCAGCCGCAGCAACAGCAGCAGGAUCAGAAGACGCCCGCCGCCGCCUCCGCCGCCACCGCAGCCAACGUGCGCGAGGCGCUGUGGCACGCCGGCCAGGUCUUCCGCAUGGCGAGGCUGUUUCCGCGCGGACACCUCAAGGACUUCUGGGCCGUCGCCGUGUGCCAUGCCGCGCUGGCCGUGUGGGCGUGUGGCGUCGGCUUGGUUGGCGGGUUGGAGGGCGGCGGGUGUCAGCUGCAGCAGCACCAGCAGCAGCAGCAGCAUCAGUACCACCAGCAGCAGCAGCACCAUCAGCAAGGAGGUAGGGACGGCGGAGGAGGAGCAGGAGCAGGAGCAGGAGGGACCGACCCGCUCGUCUUCCUCGACGGCGAGGCCUCGCCCGCCGUGCAGGCGUGGAUUGCCUACGGGCAGGGCCGGCCGGCCGUUCGGAGCGUGCGCGAUGGCGACGGCGACGACGACUCUGCAGCCGCCGCCGCCGCAGCCGCCGCCGACAAUGGAGGAGGAGGAGGAGGCGGAAGCGGAGGAGGUGGCGGUGGUCUUUGUCGUAGUGGUGGUGGCGUUGGUGUUGACGGCGGCGCCGGGAGGGUGGCGGCGACGGCGACGGCGACGGCGUGCCUCGUGGAGGAGGACCCGCGCACGUGCAUGGAGGUUGCGCAGGGGAUCCUGCGGGCCAACUUUGUCGGCGUGUGGGAGAGCCUGCCGCCGCUGAACGAGAACAUCCUCGUUGUGCUGAGGCAGUUGGAGAAGGCCGCGGCGGCGGUGGGGUGGGGGUGAGAGUAGCCUAUUUUUGCUUUCUUGUUUUUGUUAGUGGUAAGUGUUUUGGUGAGGGAUCUGGCAGGGAGGAAGGGAGGGGUGAG